GAGAACACACUCAUCACUUGAUUACAUGUCAAAUUCGGGGGAAUACUCCCAGAUUUCCUUAACCUCCACCAACUUUAAUCUAUCCCCUGUACCCCUUAAUUUCAUUUCCUCUCUAUAAAAGCGGCCGCUGUUUACUACUAUUAUUACUCAAAUUUUCCCUUAGCCAUGUCCAGGGUGGUAACCAGUGGAAGCCCUGGAGGAAUGAGCGGUGCUGGAAAUGGUGGAGGAAAAAUAAGUCACGAACGUCGAAUUCCUCUUCCGAGGCCGCCGGUGACAACAUCAUCGUCCAGUAUUGGACAACCAAGUGACGAUGAUGUUGAUGAGAACGAAGUUCAAAGUGAACUUGUCAAUGCUGCCCUUAACUCUAUAGCUUCCCUGGAAGACUCUCUUCCAAUAAAGAGAGGACUGUCGAAUUUCUACAGAGGAAAAUCAAAAUCAUUUGCAAACCUGAGCGGCGAAGAAUCAAAUUUGAAAAUGAAAGACUUGGAGAAACCAGAUUUCCAGGUGAACAAGAAAGGAAGACUGAUGGUGGCAGAGGCUUUAAGCAGGAAGAAUAACAGACCCUCAAGUGAUGAUCAGUUGAUUUGAUGAUCAUGAUCCCCUCUUUUUCAAUUUUUUUUCUUUCUUUUCUUCUGUUUUCGGCGUGGUACUAAAAUAAAACCUUACUUUUUGCUG
This is a messenger RNA of Olea europaea var. sylvestris, 675 nucleotides long. RefSeq lists its product as uncharacterized. Lineage: Eukaryota; Viridiplantae; Streptophyta; Magnoliopsida; Lamiales; Oleaceae. The transcript is spliced from 2 exons. The record is from RefSeq and is a predicted model, not a curated record. Bases 166 to 588 code for a protein of 140 amino acids.